AUGUUUAGAUAUCAACCUCAAAAAGAAAAAAGACUAAAUUUUAAAGUUGUAUUAGAUUCUUCAGAGUCAACAGGCUGCAAUGAUAUUAAAACCAAAACUUUGAUUGAAUAUAACCUCAUAUGUCAGAUCAAAUCAGAGUCUAUUGAUUACAUCUACAGGAAGAUUCAAAUUUGUAACAGAAUUCAGGAAAUUACUAUUCGAACUGAUCAGAGUAUUAUUGGAUCAUUGACUCGACAAGCUUAUUCUGUUAGUGCACUGUCAACCUUGAAACAUUUACUUAAAUUAUAUCGUGAAACUGUAUCAUCAACUGUUCUAAUCCUUUUUAAACCAACUAAUCACAAUUCACGUAACACAAACUGA
Molecule: messenger RNA, 360 nt
Organism: Heterobilharzia americana
Lineage: Eukaryota; Metazoa; Platyhelminthes; Trematoda; Strigeidida; Schistosomatidae
Source: the annotation of a GenBank genome assembly